AUGAAAAAUCGUUUAAAUAAAUUAGAAAAACGGCAAAAAUUUGGAGAAUUAGUUGAUUUAUGGUCUUCUACUGGCCCUCAAAAAAUGUUUUCUUCAAAAAUAAAAAAAUCUUCAAUAAAUUUUAACAAAAAUCUUUCCAAAGAUUUUGACGGGAUAAUUGAAGAAAUGAAACAAAAAGAAAAUAAAAAUGCUUUUCUUUCAAAUUAUUUUUUAUUUGAAGCUUUAAUUUACAAAUUUGGUAAUUCAAAUAAACACCAAAAAUUUUGGAAAAUUUCUUUGAAAAUAUAUAGAGAAUUGAAGAGGUUAUUAAAUGAAGAUAUUUUGUGUUAUUUUGACAAAUUUAAUGAGAAACUAAAAAAUAGUCAAUUUAUUUAUUCACCAUUAAAACAAACAAUUUGCUUUUUUGGAGCUAUUUUAUUAAAGAGAAUGUUUAAAUUGGAUAAAUUACGUUUAAUUUGUGCGAAUUCUGUUGAUUGUUCUAUGGGAUAUGUUGAAUUGGGAUUUUUUUUAACUUUCAAUUUAAUGUUAAUUGCAAUUAUUUCUGAUGUUGCUAAAGAAGCAAAUAAACAAAUAAUUAUUUUGGCUAAUAUUUAUCAAAAAUUGGGGAAUUAUUUUUAUAAAAGUUCUAAACAGCGUUUACCUCCAAUUAUUAAUUUUAAUUUAUUCGAGUCAAUAAAUAAAGAAUCAAAUAAAAAAUUAUAUAAUAGAGAUUUGGCAUUAAUAUUUAAUGAAAUUGAAGGAGAAGCAAAUAGAAGGAGUGAAUUGGAAUUAGAAAGAGUAGAAGGACUUGAAUAA
This is a messenger RNA of Meloidogyne enterolobii, 795 nucleotides long. The record is from the annotation of a GenBank genome assembly. Lineage: Eukaryota; Metazoa; Nematoda; Chromadorea; Rhabditida; Meloidogynidae.